Pelobates fuscus (common spadefoot toad) is the source of this 3497-nucleotide messenger RNA. Its product is annotated as heterogeneous nuclear ribonucleoprotein U-like protein 2. The record is from RefSeq and is a predicted model, not a curated record. NCBI's taxonomy places the organism in Eukaryota, Metazoa, Chordata, Amphibia, Anura, Pelobatidae. Gene Ontology annotation, cellular component: membrane; nucleoplasm. The coding region runs from base 138 to 2294 and encodes 718 amino acids. The transcript has 16 exons. Gene Ontology annotation, molecular function: RNA binding; protein binding.
CUCGCCAAUGCUUAUUUCCGCCCGGUCUGUGCUUAUUUCCGGUUUAACCGCUGUUCCCGGUUUGUUUACUUCUGGUGUGUUUUGUUUAUCCCUCUAUGCCCCCUCCCCCUCUCCCCCUUUAUUGAAUAACUCCAACUAUGAGCAAUAUGGACCCUCGGAAGAUGAGAGUGACUGAGCUUCGGGCUGAGCUCCAGCGGAGGGGCCUGGAGAGCUGCGGCCUGAAGACCGAGCUGUGUGAGCGGCUGCAGGAGGCGUUAGACUCGGAGUUACUGGGGGUCGAGGAGGACGAUGGAGAGGACUGCGCCUAUUCGGCCAUGGGAGGAGGGCAGGAGGAGGACGACGAGAGCGUCUUGGCGCUGGCAGCAGGCGAAGAGGAGGAUGAGGAGACCAUGGAAGUGGAAGGAGAGGAGGACGAGGAUGAGCUGGACCAAGCAGGGGGUGACAAGUCCCCCCAAAACAAACCCCCUCCAUCCUCCAGCCUGCCCCAGACUGCCACCCCUGAAUUGAGGGAUUUGCCCCCUGUGGAGUGUGACACCAGAGACCUGGGGAAUAAAGCAGCUGCAGUAAGUGAAGAACUGAAGGAUUUGCUGUCUGAGAAGGACAUGGAUGAGUCAGAAGAAGCAGCAACUGUGGAUUCCUUGAUUAGAGAAGCUAAGAAAGUUGGAGAAGGAGGAUCUAAUGCUGGGGUCAAGAGACUACAAGAGGAGGAACAAGGUCAGACCUAUCAUGAAUUUAAUGAAGAGGCAUGUUUCAGUCGAAGUAACUCUCCUCUUCCUGCAGAAGAUCCACUUGACAAUGUUGAAGAGUGUGCGGUCUGUUUAGAUAUAUCUUCCUCUGAUCUGCAUUUUCGGAUGGAUAAAGAUCGUUAUGGAGGGCAUCCACUCUUCUUUACCAAAUUCCCCUCAUUGUGGUCUGGGUCUAGAACCAGUCAUGGAGUGACAGCAGGGAAGGUUUACUUUGAAAUAAAGAGAACUCUGAAUCUGCCCUUAAAAGAAGGCUGUACAGAGGUACCCUUGCUACGCGUUGGAUGGUCCAUUGGCUACUCUAGACCUCAAUUCGGAGAGGAUGGCCUGUCCUUUGUUUAUGACAGCCGAGGCCUUAAGGUUACUAAAGCACAUUUCGAAGACUAUGGAGAAAGCUUUGGAGAGAAUGAUGUGAUUGGCUGCUAUGCUGACCUGGAGGGGGAUUCUGUUAAGUUAUCAUUUUCGAAAAAUGGUGUAGACCUUGGCCAGGCCUUUCUUCUAAAAAUGAAAUCUCUUGGAGGGCAGGCACUUUUUCCACAUAUACUAUGCAAAGGCUGUGCCUUCCAAGCCAACUUUGGACAGAGAGAGAAACCUUGGCAUGAGCCAUGUGAUGGGUUUAACUUUCUGCAAGCAUGUCAAGCUAAAAAUCUGAUAAGAGCACAGCUGGCACCUAAAUCUACAGAGGAAUGUGAGGUACUGCUGAUGGUUGGGCUUCCUGGGGCAGGGAAGACCACAUGGGUUCAGAAACACAUAGAAAAGAAUCCUGAUAAGCAUUAUGUGCACCUGUGUAUAGACAGACUGCUGCCACAGUUGAAGACCAUUGGACCUAAUACCCUGGAGAAGAACUCGAAAACUAGAAACGAUCUUAUCAAGAUGGCCACACAGUGUCUGAUCCGUCUGGUGCCAAUUGCAUCACGCAGAGAAGGAAAUUACAUAAUUGAUCAGUGUACUGUAUAUAGAUCUGCGCAAUACAGGAAGAUGAAAUGCUUUGAAGGUUUCAAACGUAAAGCAGUUGUCUUGGUCUCAGAAGAAGAUGAAUGGAAAAGGAGGUUGGAAAUUCGCAAAAGAGAAGGAGAGAUCUAUCCAGAGACUGUCCUCCAGCAGAUGAAAGCUCAUUUCGACCUUCCUAAGAAGUGCGACUGUCUGGAUGAGAUUAUCUGUCCUGAGCUUGGGAUUCAAAAGGCUAUAGCAGUGACUUUGAAAGCCAAGAAAGAAGCUCGUUCUUUACCUGAGAAGAGACAAAAUUGUGCUGUGAAACCACAGUUACAGUCCCUUGUUCCCAAACAGCUCAGAACACGGGCAGGGCUCAGUAAGAGAAUGUACCCAAGGCCACAUUCUUACCAUAGGCCCCCUAUGAUCAUGCCGCACUGGAGGCCGCAAGUUCGAGAUUUUCAGAAUUACUAUGAUCCAUACCAACCUCAGCAGAAUAGACAGAAUAGAUACUUUGGACCUCAAAACCAUGGCCUUCAAAACCAUGGUCCACAAAACAGAGGGCACUGGCAGAAUUCCAAUAACCGGACUCAGAAUUGGAACUACUAUGGAUAUCCAUGAAAGUCACAAGCUCCUGAUGGGGAAUAUAAGUGAAGGAUUGUUUAUAUAUUUUUUAGCUUUACUGUGGGAAAAUAAAUCAUGAGAAAUGCAGAUGGUUUCAAGGAAUAAAAUAAUAUAUAAAAAUGUAGGCGUCUUUUUGUAAAGGACUCCAAGCACUACAGCCCGCUACAGUGGUUCUGAUUCCAGGCAUACCCUGGUGCCAUCCCAUGUUAAGAUCUGAACUUGUGCUGAAAUGGUUUCACAAGUUAACUGGGUCCUGCUUAGUGCUGCUGCCUCAUUUGGUUUACUCCAGUAGCAGACGACGGUUGCUUUGUUGAGCAAAGCAGGACCACUCUGAGAGCAUGAACUGAACACUAUCAGCCAAAAUACAGUCCUGCAAAAGCCAUGCUUACUCAACAGAGACAUUUGGUGUCUCCUGCUGGAAAAGACUAGAUGCGACAGAUAAGGUGUGGGACCCAGGUAAGUUUUGAAGCCGUGAUAAAAUAGUUUGAUUUCUUAUUAUGCAACGGUGUCAUGCCACUAAAACACUACAGCGGCCUCUAGUGGUCAUGGUGCAUGGAGUGCUCUUUUAAUAUGUAUGUGAACAUCAGGCAUACAAAUCUGUUGGUGUUUAUUCACUAAACAGAAUUAUUGUGAUAGUCAGAACUUGAUGAACUUGAGUGUUUGUUUUUACCCCACUCUAUACUUCUGUGUAAAUACAUAUAUGUUGAUUUGAAAUCCAGAUUGGCUAUUUUAGCCCAGAUAUUGCAAUCUGGGAAAUAAUUCCAAAUCAACACCAUCUUGCCUAACUUUUGUCAUUUUGCAAAAUUCACUACAAAUGAAUUGUUUAUCAAAUAAGCCCCUUUGGUGUCUGAGGUAUGUAAUUUGGCAGAAUGGCAUCUUUUUAUAGGCAAGAUUCAGGUGUGCAAGUUGUUACAUAUAUUGACUGAUUACAAUUUCCGAUCUUGUCCUUUCUGCUGCCCUUGAGAGCACUUGUAGUUUUCUAAAUUAUCACUUGCUCCAUCUUGUGCUUUUUGCUCAUCCUUCUACUGGAGUUAUUGCCUUUUUUCCCUUCUCUACCUUUUUUUAUUAUGUAUUAUGUGUAUUUUUGUUUUAUGGGAGAGGUGGGGUAAUGUUUUAUUUAAAAAAAACAAAACACUGUUACAUGCUUUUGUUGUCCACUUCCUUUUAUUACGAACAUUAAAUAUCUUUUUACAUCAGUGA